Copidosoma floridanum is the source of this 925-nucleotide messenger RNA. It is a transcript of the gene Tpx-3, whose product is annotated as thioredoxin peroxidase 3. Gene Ontology annotation, cellular component: cytosol; mitochondrion. NCBI's taxonomy places the organism in Eukaryota, Metazoa, Arthropoda, Insecta, Hymenoptera, Encyrtidae. Gene Ontology annotation, molecular function: thioredoxin peroxidase activity. The record is from RefSeq and is a predicted model, not a curated record. Gene Ontology annotation, biological process: hydrogen peroxide catabolic process; cell redox homeostasis; response to oxidative stress.
ACCCCUUAAUUUUACAUUCCGGUGUGUGUUUUCCAUUCCCAAUUGACAAUUAUUCUUCUUUUCACAAUGUCACGAUUGUUAGUCAACUUAAUUCCACAGGCGAAAAAAUUGGCUACAACAGCUUCACAAACAGUGAUCAGAGUUAACAAAUCACAAUUGAGUGAAAGCAUCAGAUCUUUUUCGGUAAGCUCGAGGCUCUUGGCUGAUUUACAGAUUUCCAAGCCAGCUCCAGAUUUUUCAGGCACUGCCGUUGUCAAGGGAGAUUUCAAAGAAAUCAAGUUGAAGGAUUAUAAGGGAAAAUAUGUGGUGCUAUUUUUUUACCCCCUGGAUUUCACCUUUGUUUGCCCUACAGAACUUAUUGCCUUUAGUGAAAAGGUACAAGAUUUCGAAGCCUUGAACACUCAAGUAAUAGGAGUUUCGACCGACUCUCAUUUCAGCCACUUGGCAUGGAUCAACACUCCUAAGAAAGAAGGUGGUCUUGGAGGAGAUUUGGGAUAUCCUCUGCUCAGCGAUUUGAACCAAAAAAUAUCAAUGGAUUAUAAAGUCCUCAUCGAAGAACAAGGAAUAGCUCUACGUGGACUAUUCAUCAUCGACAAAGAUGGUCUCUUAAGACAAAUCACUGUCAAUGACUUACCAGUUGGUAGAAGUGUCGAUGAAACCUUGAGGCUCAUCAAGGCUUUUCAAUUUGUUGAAAAGUACGGCGAAGUCUGCCCAGCUAAUUGGCAGCCAGAUUCUAAGACCAUAAAGCCAAAUCCAAAAGACAGCAAGGAGUAUUUCAAUUCUGUUAAUUAGGUAGUGUAUGAUGUUAAAGUGCCUUUUGUAUAUUUUUAUUUCUAAGUGAUAAAUCUCGAAUUUUUGUAAGAGUUUAGAUAAUAAAUGUAACUAGUUUUAGUUGACAAAUAAAAUGUUAAAUGUAAAUGUUGAA